[Torrubiella] hemipterigena is the source of this 2838-nucleotide messenger RNA. Lineage: Eukaryota; Fungi; Ascomycota; Sordariomycetes; Hypocreales; Clavicipitaceae. The record is from the annotation of a GenBank genome assembly.
AUGAGCAGAGAAGAAAGCGUCCCCCUCUAUCAGAGUCAUCGCUACGACAGCGAUGAUGGCAAUUCGGAUGACUCCGACUUUGAACUGGAAGAGCUACGCGGUGAUGCUGCGGCCGCACCAUUGACUGGCGUCAAAGUGUCUACUCACUCAGAGGAACAACAAGACCUCGAUGAUGCUAAUUCUCCAUGGACGGUUCCGUGGUGGCAAACACGCCGGACUAUGAUGGCUACACUUCUUGUAGUUGUGAUUCUUAUUAUUCUGAGCGGCUUUGGUUGGCACAAGUACAGGGAAGAGCCCGUAGAUGGCUUAUCACCACCCUGGUAUCCCACACCGCGGGGCGGAACAUCCAAAAAAUGGGAAGAAAGCUAUAGAAAGGCGGCAGAUAUGGUUUCCAAGAUGACCUUAGCCGAAAAAGUUAACAUCACCACCGGCACGGGCUGGAGAAUGGGCUUGUCUGUCGGCAAUACUGGCCCUGCCAUCAAAGUUGGAUUCCCAUCACUUGCCCUGCAAGACGGGCCCCUAGGCCUGCGUUUUGCCGAUAAUGCGACGGCAUUUCCAGCGGGAGUUACUGUUGGUGCCACAUGGAAUAAACAGCUUAUGUAUGAUCGUGGUAGCGCGCACGGAGAAGAAGCGCGCCGCAAAGGUAUCAACGUCCUACUCGGGCCCUCAGUUGGCCCUCUGGGUCGAGCACCUGCUGGAGGUAGAAACUGGGAAGGAUUUGGCGCCGAUCCAUAUCUUCAAGGAGUCGCUGCUGCGCAGACCAUCAAAGGUAUACAGGAUCAGCAUGUUAUGGCUACAAUCAAGCACUACAUUGGCAAUGAACAAGAGCAUUUCCGACAGCCCUGGGCAUGGGGCCUCCCGCAUGCCAUUUCGUCCAAUAUUGACGACAGGACCUUACAUGAACUCUAUGCUUGGCCUUUCAUGGACGCUGUAAAGGCUGGUGUGGCAAGUGUCAUGUGUUCGUAUAACAUGGUCAAUAAUUCCUAUGCCUGCGGCAAUUCUAAGCUUAUGAACGGCAUUCUCAAAGAUGAGUUGGGCUUUCAAGGCUUUGUAAUGUCUGAUUGGCUUGCGCAGCGCUCCGGGGUAGCCAGUGCACUAGCCGGGUUGGAUAUGUCAAUGCCUGGUGAUGGCCUAGGCUGGGAAGACGGAGACUCCCUCUGGGGCCCUCAUCUCUCACGAGCCGUUUUGAACGGAUCAUUACCUCUGAGCAGACUUAAUGACAUGACUGUUCGCAUUGUUGCAUCUUGGUACCAGCUGGGACAAGAUGACCUGAAAAGAUUUGACAGAAAGGGGCCAAACUUUUCCUCGUGGACUUUUGACACAGUUGGAUCUAUCAGCCCGGGCAGCCCGUCUGACCAACAGCAGGUAACGGUAAAUAGGUUUGUCGAUGUCCAAAUGAACCACUCUAUUUUGGCACGCGAUAUUGCGGCAGAAGGGACUGUGCUUCUGAAAAACGACGGCUUCUUGCCAUUGAAUCGCAAGGGUAGAUCCCUAACAAGUGAAGAUCGACGCUCUUCAACAGUUCAUAUUGGCAUCUUUGGAGAAGAUGCCGGGCCUGGGAACGGACCGAAUCAGUGCGAGGAUCGUGGCUGCAACCAAGGAACUCUCGGCUCUGGAUGGGGCAGUGGCGCUGUCGACUUUCCGUACUUAAUUCCGCCGGCCAAAGGGAUUAUUGAUGCUAUUGACGCAAGACACGUUGAAGUCAAGACAUAUCUCACCAAUGAUAUACCGAGAAAGCAUUCAGCAUUAGCUGACCUUGACAUAUGCUUUGUAUUCGCAAAUUCCGACGGUGGUGAAGGAUUCCUGACGUGGAACUCUAUUGCCGGGGACAGAAACGAUCUGUACCUACAACUUUCCGGCGACGAUCUUAUCCUCUAUGUAGCUAAGAAUUGCGGAAACGGAAAGGGCAAAACGGUUGUUGUCAUACAUUCUGUUGGGCCGGUUAUUGUUGAAAAAUGGGUCGACAUGCCCAAUGUCAGCGCUGUCAUCUUUGCCAAUCUUCCUGGACAAGAGAGCGGUAAUGCCAUUGCCAGUAUCAUCUUUGGGGAUGUCAACCCUAGCGGUAAGCUGCCUUACACAGUCGGAAGAUCGCUUGCAGACUAUGGCGAUGGUGGUCAGGUGCUCUACAAGCCCAACAGUGUUGUACCCCAACAAGACUUUGACGAGCGGUUAUACAUUGAUUACCGUCACUUUGACAAGUUCAAUAUCCAACCUCGUUUCGAGUUCGGGUUUGGUCUGUCUUACACUACCUUUAACCUCACUAAUCUUCGCGUUAAGGAGGUGCGUUCAAAAUCCGCACUUCCGGCGCUUCGGCCCGUGCAGGCGAUCAAGCCGCCGACUUUUGAUGACCAGAUUCCCAACGUCAGUGAGGUGUUGUUUCCCAAGUCAAUUAGGAAACUGAAGAAGUACAUCUACCCGUACAUUGCUUCGGCGUCUGACAUUCAGCAUGGGCCGUAUUCUUACCCCGCAGGCUAUGACAUCGAACAGCCGCUAUCCCAGGCUGGUGGAGAGCAGGGAGGCAACCCGGCACUUUGGGAGACAUACGCCACUGUUACUGUGGAUGUAGGGAAUUCUGGAAAGAUGGGCGGAAAGGCAGUUAUCCAGCUAUACGUGUCAUUUCCAGAAACGCCAAACGUAGAUUUCCCGGUACGAGCCCUGCGCGGCUUCGAUAAGGUUUAUCUUGCCGAAGGGGAAACAGCGACGUUGACAUUUCACCUGACAAGACGAGAUCUCAGCUAUUGGAGUACAACCCAGCAGAAUUGGGUUAUGCCAGAAGGAUCAUUUACGAUUACAGUCGGCCAAAGUUCCCGAGAUUUGCAACUGAGCGCCACGUGGUAA